AUGGAGGAUCAGUUUCCUGGACAGAUCGGCCGAUUGCAAUGCGCCAGUAAGAACAGCGAAGGCAGCACACCACUGAUGGUGGCUGUGGAACAUGUGGGUGACAAACCCAUGGAGCAGGUGGAGCAAAUGCUGGAACUGCUAAUCCUCAAAGGUGGCAGCAAUCCCAAACUCAAGGAUUCCUCAGGGAUGGAUGCCUUCAGCACCGCCAAGAUUCUGACGAAUCGUGGGGAUGAACUGGAGAAAGUCCUGCGGAAACUGGCGCCCAAGGUGGCCGCAGUGUUCUGCCUGCGUCCGCAACCAGAGAUCGGCACACGCUUCACGUGGGUAGGUGUAGCCUUAGCCACCCUUGGACAGAGUUGGUCAAAGGGGAAUCAAGAGCGGCGCUACUUCAUCGCUUUCCACACCAUCAGCCGCGGCGGCACCCGCAUCUUGCAGCUCUUCUUUUCUGUGGCACCGUUUUUCUUCGCCUUUAUCUUGUUGGGCGUGUGUCUCUUCUGGAAAUCAGCGAUGUUCUCAAGCCCGGAGAGUGCCGCGGAGAUGUUAUUCUCCCUGAUGAAUGGUGACUCCAUCCACGACGCCUUCAAAGAAGUUCGUUCUGUGGGUGGCAUUCUGUUGCAGGCCUAUUUGUAUGUCUUCAUUUUCCUUGCGAUCUAUGUGAUCUUGAACAUCAACAUUGGAAUCGUUGAAGAUGCAUUCCACGAAGCAAAACACCGCUAUGUGCGCCAUCACGAUGGGCCACCAGAGGGCGAAAGCAACGACUUCUCGGAGCGGGUGCGGCGGGCCAUUGAGGAAGAGUCCCCGGAGUUGGACUUUGUGGAGCUGCUGAACGGUCGCCACGUGGGUGCCGGAAGUGAACCACAGCUUCCACUUCCACCUGCACAGCCUGGUACAACAACCUCCAGGUCCACCGCACGUAGCAGCGAAAUUCAGGGAACCAUUUCCGGUAAUUUGAUGAAGACUAUGUCGGGCAAGUACAUCAGCCCCAGAUAUUUGGAAAGUCCAAAUCUUCAAGAAGCCUUGGGGGAUGCUUUCUUUGACCGCGGCCGCUCCGCAUCCCUUCCAGUGCGCAACUACGAUAGGUCCUCACUACUGCGCCCCCCACGCGGCACCGGCACCGGCGGCACUGGCAUUGCACCCGCGACCUCUGGCGGGUCGUCGUCUUCGGAGUCGCAGCGGGGCAUGGACCAGGAAGAAGUGCCAACGGCCGCAGGCUCCCCUGAAAUGGAGAUGCGCGUGGUGGAUCAGGUCCAAGAAGCUUUAGAAGAAAUCUACACGGGAGCCGCACACCUUCGGAACAGGGCGCCCUCUCGCCGUGGCCCCGUGACCAUGGCUCGCGGCAAGCGGAUGAGUCGUCAGACCACCAGCCCCAUCGAGGAUCACAUCGAACGUCUCCGGGUCCAGCGCAUGAGCAGCAAAGCACCAGAGGAUCGUGACUGGCCCGGGCGCUUUAAUCCAGGGCAGAGGGCGUACAUUGAGAUCAGGCACUACAGCCAUACCACCAACAUGUUGAUCUCCCGCUCCGGAUUUCAGCGCUUGGCGCGAGACAUGUGCCAACAAGUGUCACAGGAGAAGUAUGACGAGUGGAAGACCGGGCAGGUGAAGUACAUCGACGGCUGGGAGCCGCCCCAGAUGUACCGAAUGGAGGUGCAGGGCCUCGCUUGUCUGCAGGAAGCUUGCGAGGGCUUGCUGGUGGCCAUGAUGGAAGAGAUGAACCACUCGGCUAUCCAUGCCAAGCGUGUCACUAUCAUGCCCAAAGAUUUGGCCUUAGUGAGUCGCCUCAGUGGUACCAACGCCUACCAGAACUACGGCCUGCAGAAGCCCAGCCGCGAGGCGGACUUGGGCGCUCCGCGUGCAGAGGCCGCAGAGCCGGGGCCGCCCCGGAAACGGCCGGCCGCGCAGGCGGAGGGGCCGGAAGGGAAGCGAAAACGAAAGAAGAAGGACGGCUGAGGACGGCUGAGGACGGGCCAUCCUGACAUGACAGUGGCACUGAG
Cladocopium goreaui is the source of this 1991-nucleotide messenger RNA. Lineage: Eukaryota; Dinophyceae; Suessiales; Symbiodiniaceae. The record is from the annotation of a GenBank genome assembly.